UGUUGUCUUCCUGACAAUUGGAGCGUCAGAUCCCAGCUGACGAGGAAAACUGCUAGAUAAGUUAACUAACAUAACCUAGUCCAACAUAUUUACUCUUAUCAGAAAAGGAAACGAUGGAGGUCGACACAGUGUUCUUCACUGACCAUAGUGGAAGAGUCAACAGCAACCCACUGCUGGACCAGCUUCCCAGCUACCAGUCCCUGCUGUACCGCAGGAAGUCGUCGAGUGCUGGCUCCAAACGAAAGGGCAGCUCCAAAGUACGGCUCAGCUCCUCUGGAAGUGGGAAAUGGGCCGUGAACACAGUCAACAGAAAUGAGGAGAAACAGAAGACCCUGACACUGCAGAGACCCAUCAGAGAACUAGCCAAAUCUAUGGCUGAGAAACGCAGAAACAAAACGCAGAGCCUUGAAAAUGAUCGAGAGCUCAGCAGCUGGCGACAGUGGAAGCAAAACACCGGCAGGUAUCUGAGGAGGCUGAGAGAUGACGCCCAAGAAUGGCUGAGCUACUUGCAGCUCUGGAGGGGAGACAUCCACCUGAUAGAGGGGAUGUUCGGCACAGGGAUCCUGUCUUACUUUUCGUUCCUGCGCUUCCUGGUCAUGCUCAACUUGAUCAUCUUUGUGCUCGUGUUCAGCUUUGUCAUGUUGCCCAUCAUCAUUGCCCCCCAUGCUGGAGGGAAUAUUACCUACAACCAGAAUGAUGGCAGUAACUGCAGUGUGUAUCCAAGCAGCGCUCGCCGAGGUCUCGUCAACUUCCAUGAGCACAUCACUGACCUGCUCUCUGGUGGAGGCUUCCUAGAACAGACCUAUCUUUUCUAUGGCUACUAUAAAGCGGACAAAAUCUACUUUCCAUGGACCACCUAUAAUUUACCACUGGCCUACCUGCUGGCCACUGUAGCCUACCUCUUUCUCAGUCUCGUCUGGAUUGUCAAAAGGUCUGCUACGGGAUUCAAACGCAACCUGAUUCAGGAUGAAGACCGCUUCCAGAGUUUUUGCAACAAGAUCUUUGCUGGCUGGGAUUUCUGCAUCACCAAUGAGAAUGCUGCAAGGCUGAAGAGAAGCAGUCUGCUCUAUGAGCUAAAGACUGAUUUGGAGGAGGAGAGGAUCAAACAGAAAAUUAAAGAUCGCACCCGCAAACAGAAGUGUCGGAUUUAUCUCCUCCGCUUCGUCCUCAACCUUUUUGUCAUUGGUGUUUUGGCUGCUUGCUUCUACAGCAUCUAUAUAGCCACUAUCUUCUCCCAGAAAGCACAGAUGAGCACAGUAAAGGUGAAUUUCAUUGUGGAUCUCAUCAUUGAGUAUCUGCCCUCACUUGUGAUCACCAUGGCCAACUUCAUCACACCCCUCCUCUUCUCCUUUAUCAUCAACUUCGAGGACUACUCACCUGCCUUCGAGAUCCGCUUCACCCUCAUGAGGUGUGUCUUCAUGCGGUUGACCAGUAUUGGGGUUUUGCUCUUCUCUCUGUGGUCUCAGAUCACUAACUGUACCAACGGGUCUUGUGUCUGUGGCUAUAACGAUAAGCUUUACUCUUGUUGGGAGACCCGUGUUGGACAGGAAAUGUACAAACUCACCAUCUUUGAUUUCAUCAUCAUUAUCGCAGUCACCAUCUUUGUUGAGUUUCCCCGAAAGCUAAUAGUGAAUUACUGUCACUGUGGCCUGGCUAAGUGGUGGGGCCAGCAGGAGUUUUCUAUUCCUCAAAAUGUGCUUGAGAUCGUCUACGGUCAGACGAUCUGCUGGAUUGGCACAUUCUACUGUCCGGUUCUGCCUGCCAUCUGCACCAUCAAAUACUUCUUCAUCUUCUACGUCAAAAAGGUGUCAUUGAUAAAGAACUGCCGUCCAUCCACACGUCCAUUCAGAGCUUCCAGCUCCAACUUCUUCUUCCUGGGCGUGCUGCUGAUAGGCCUGCUACUAGCCUGUGUGCCUGUCACAGUUAGCGUAGCACAAAUAAACUCUUCCCAGGCAUGUGGACCAUUUGUUAAUUACACCACCUCCUGGGAGGUGCUGCCAAGUACAGUGUCCAAGCUGCCCCAAGGAAUACAACGCCUCCUCUUUGCUCUUGCAUCAGAGGCUUUUGCUGUCUCUUUCUUUGUCAUUACAUGUUUGGCCAUGUUUUAUGUGAUUGCUCUAGCUGAAGCUCACAAGAGAGUUAUUAACCAACUAAGGGAGCAACUUGUCAUGGAGGGCCGAGACAAGCGUUUCCUGAUCCAGAAGCUGUGCCAGGCCCAGAAGAUCUCAGCUAUCAGAUCACCUGUGUCCAAGUCUCAGCCCCGCACCAGCAGAAGCAGCCCCAGCUACCACACAAGCUUCUCCAACAACUUUGAUGAAGCUGUGUUCCUGGCACACUCUCCUCCAGACUCUUCCACGCAUGUGUGAAGUACGGGCCGAAUAUCAUGGACAAAUAAACAGAUGCUACACUGGACAAAUGGACUGGAUUUUAAUGGAACAAAACUCUUUCCAUUAAUACCAUAAUGUUCUUUUUUGUAUUGUGAAGUCUAUAGACUCUAUGGACCUGCUGACUGUUGUGUUGCCCUUUCAGUGUUCUUUUAGUGACAAUCUGAAUAUUGUAAAAAUAUUAUGCUGCAUUGUUUAUAUAUUUUUAGACCAAAAUAACCCCUGUUUUUGUGGUGUUUUCCUCACUGUAUGUGCUAUCAUCUUUGCCUUCUGAGAAGGACUUGCAUUAUUAUAACCUCUAGAGUUGUAUGCACUUUAAAUGUAUUAACACUAAACUUGUCCUACUUUUCUAGUGUUUGUGUUAAUAGUACUGUACAUCCAUUGUAUAAAUCCUAACAUUCAUAUCAUGAAUUGCUCUGAAGUUGCGUGAUUAUGCAAAGUACAAACUAAUACAUUUUACAACAUUAAAGAGAGGCCAUUUAUUGGGCAUUAUGUGUAACUCCUUCACGGUUGUUAGUACUAUUAAUAAUGUUAGAUUUUAGGAAAAUGCUUUUUUUACAUAAUAGUUCUUUUUACAUAUGACUGUGGUGGC
Scomber japonicus (chub mackerel) is the source of this 2976-nucleotide messenger RNA. Its product is annotated as transmembrane channel-like protein 7. Gene Ontology annotation, molecular function: mechanosensitive monoatomic ion channel activity. The coding region runs from base 114 to 2366 and encodes 750 amino acids. The transcript is spliced from 16 exons. NCBI's taxonomy places the organism in Eukaryota, Metazoa, Chordata, Actinopteri, Scombriformes, Scombridae. The record is from RefSeq and is a predicted model, not a curated record. Gene Ontology annotation, cellular component: plasma membrane.